Protopterus annectens (West African lungfish) is the source of this 5724-nucleotide messenger RNA. Its product is annotated as protein NO VEIN-like. The record is from RefSeq and is a predicted model, not a curated record. The transcript has 30 exons. The coding region runs from base 1 to 5724 and encodes 1907 amino acids. Lineage: Eukaryota; Metazoa; Chordata; Ceratodontiformes; Protopteridae.
AUGAGUUCUUUUGAAGCAGUCCGGACAGUUUGCACUUUGCAUGAACUUGGACAGUGCUUGGCAGCUCUGAAGAAUAAAAAGAGAUUUGAAGAAUUGUGCCUUGGUCCCAUCUGCAAGCAGCCUCUUAUCCACAAGAUGUUUAAAGUUCCUGGUACAUUAAGGGACGAGGAUAUUGUUCAGAUUGACACAGUUGAUAUUCUAAAGAGUUUACGUUCACACAUGAGAAAAAUUGGACCAAGAAGCAAAGUUGAUCUUGCAGAGUUUAUGAAAUUCUUAGCUGACCAGUACAACUGUGAGUCACCAUACGAACUGGGCAUUAGAAUUCAGAGCAUUGCACUUUCAAUCUCAACAGUACGAAAAGCAGCAAAUAGUGAAUUUGUAGCACUAGAAAAAGCAAAAGAUCGAAUUCGGAUUGAGAUAGAAGAAGAAGUAGAAAAUCGAAUGUAUAAGAUCAAGAAAAAUUUAUUGGAUUGUGCUAGUGGGCCAAAUCUUUUUUCCAACCAUGGAAGCUAUGAGCUGCGCAGACAAUACUCUACACUGACUGCAACAGAAGCAGUGUUUCAGGUGUGCAGAAAUGCACAGGAUAUAUUUUCAGGGAAAUUGCAGAAGACUGUUCAGGAUUUCUUGGGAAAAGUGCAGACUGACCGUUUAGCAAGAUCGCUGUUUCAGCUAGCUAUCUGCUGUGGAUCAUUGGACGUUCCUAAUGAUUUGGUAGCAAAAGAAUGUGCCCCCAGUAAACCUAGCCCACCAGAUAAGGAAGCCGACAGUGGUAUUCAGCCACCUAGUGAUGGUGCAUUAAAGGAAUAUCUUCUGAAGCAGUUGCAGAGUUUGUCUGGAUUUUUGACACUAGCCUUUUUAUCCAGAUGUGAAAAGAAGAUUGUUGAGCAUUUCAAGUUUAAAGCAUUUGCCAACAUGGGUCUGGGUACUUUCCUGGAAUAUCUGGUGAAGCAUUCUCAGUGCUUGCAAGAAGUUGGUGGUGGGAGCUUCUUCCUGACUGCACAAGAUGCAAAAGUUUGUGGGUUCAGAGCCAGCCAGCAGGAUGUGUGCGACUUAAUACAUCAGUGUGGAGCAUUAGAUCAAUCCAAGUUUCAGGCAGUUGAGUCAGCUUUAAAGAGUCACUUUCAAGUUCGUGAUGUCAGAGAUCUGGGCUAUGGAUCACUGAGCAGCUUGGUCAGUCUGGUACAGAAACAGAACAAAUUGACUAAUGACCAUGUUAGCCAGAAAAACAUAGUGGUUUAUGAAGCCUCCAUUUUCGUCAAAGAUGCCAGCAGUGUGAAGAUGACUGCUGGACCCACCUAUGGUGACGCUAAGAACUCUGUGGGCUUGCUAGGUGAGCUGAGUAAGGAUCAGGCUCUAGCUUGUUUGCUGAAUGCCCCUUUGUUGAAGAACCUUGCUGAGUGGUCACAAUGGGAGUUUGUGUUUGAGCCUCUUUAUGGGCCUUUGAAAGAGUUCAUUGAAAAGAACUGCAGAAGAAAAGUGAUGGACAUUGGAUGUGAAAAUUUUGCUGUCGACUUGGUGGCACUUGAAGUAAGCCCUGGUGUCUUGCUUAGACUCACCACCAAAACCAGUCCAGAUCAUUUUGCUGAGGCUGCUAAAUCCUGUGAUCCUGCUGCCACGGCUGGACAUCUGGUUUCAAUUAUAGUUGGAGACGGGUUAACCAGUGCACCCUUGGCAUUGCUUGCCAAUCAUCUGGAAACUGCAUUGGCUACGCUGGAUAUUCCUGAAGUUUUCUCCACAGCUGAAACUGGAGCUACAAGUCGAUGCGCCAAGUUUAUUUUGGAUUGCCUGGUGAAAAUACCCACACGACUUUGUGUAGCUGUUAUGCAGCAGGUUUUUCUAGAGCCAUUUUCUCGGGUGGUUGGACAGGCUAUUUCCAGGGAACUACUAUUGCAAGCUUCUAAAUCUUGUGAUCGCUAUCGUAAUACUCUUCAUGUUUUGGGAAUUCAACUUGGAAUAACGGAGUGGGUCAAAGACUUUCACACAGAACUUGAGCCACCAAAGCAUCUUACUGUUAAAACAGAAACCAAGAAGCAUAAAGCUGCAGAUGAAACUUCAACAAAUGCAUCUUCCAUUUCCCUCAUAAGUGAGGAAGAGGAGGAAGAAUGUGAAGAGGAGUCUGAAGAUGAUGAAUAUGUGGUAACAUCUGAGAGCGAAUCUGAAGAUGAAGUUAUUGUAGUGAGCUCUGAUGAUGAAGAGGAGGAGGAACAGGUCAAGUUUGAGCUUGCAGCUGAAGUAAAAGAUUCAAGUCACCCUGUCAUCAAAAUGGAAAAGGUUGACGAGGAGCCUUCAGUUGAAAUAAAGCCAGAGGAAGUACAGGAGAAGAGCAUUGUUAAAUCAGAGACAGAGCUAGAACUCGGUGAUACUUGCACUGAACGAGAGUCCUUCUGUAGAGCAGUUGUGGAGAAAAUCAGAAAAGAAGAAUUUGGCGUCGGAGUUCACCUGAAUGAAGAGGGUCAGAAAUUAAUGGAUGUUCACCAGAGCCGUCUAGGAAGAAGCCUGGAACGCUUGUCCAAAGAGCUGUAUAGUAAAGAUACGCACUUUGUCUUGGAACUUAUACAGAAUGCUGAUGACAACUGCUACCCUGAAAAUGAAGAAAUGAAGCCUGCUCUAGUGUUUGUAGUUGAAAAAACUACUGUGUAUCUUUUGAACAAUGAAUGUGGAUUUGAAGAAGAGAAUAUCAAGGCAAUUUGUGACAUUGGAAGAAGCACUAAAGGGAGACAUGUAUAUGGUUAUAUAGGCCAGAAGGGUAUUGGGUUCAAAUCUGUUUUUAAAGUAUCUGACUGUCCAGCAAUCCAUUCCAAUGGUUUCCAUAUUUACUUUGACAAGAAUAGCGGCCCACUAGGUUAUAUCUUACCGCAUUGGCUUGAUGAUGAAAUUUUUGUGGACCUGAGUAGUACUGGACUUGACAAGGGCAGUUGGACAACAACAAUUAUUUUGCCACUGAAGUCAGAGAGCUAUCAGACAAGAAACUUGUUCCAUGAUGUCCACCCAUCUCUGUUGCUGUUUCUUCAUAGACUACGUUCUGUUACUGUUGUUGACAAAGUUGAAGGAAAAGUACUAUCUAUGGUAAGAAAAGAUUUGAAGAACAACAUUCUUGAAGUUCAGUAUGGCGAUAAAGCUGACCGGUGGUUUGUAGUGAAGAAAACUCUUCGUGCCACAAAUAUUAAAGAGAAUGUGGAAUCAACAGAGUUGGCCCUGGCUUUUAAAACCAAAUUAGAGGGACGUGGCCUGGGAUUUAAGGUCCAGCCAGAGAAACAGCCAGUGUUUGCAUUCUUACCCUUGAGAAGUUUUGGCUUUCGCUUCAUUGUUCAGGGGGAUUUUGACAUACCAUCCUCUCGAGAAGAUGUUGACCGUGAUAGCCCUUGGAAUCAGUGGCUCCGUUCUGAAAUUCCUCUACUCUUUCUUGAGGCAAUGGAGACUUUCACAGCUCACCCUGAUUUUAAAGGCCUGGAAGGAGUCUGUCAGUUCCUUAAUUUUGUCCCCCUUCCUGAUGAGAUUUUGGAUUUCUUCAAACCUGUCGCUGGACAGAUAAUUCAGCUCCUGAAAUCAAAGCCAAUUUUGCCUACUAAAAAGGAUAAAGAUGGCAGCAUUGAAUAUAGAUUGCCCUCUCAAACAGCUGUGCCAUUUGACCAUCUUGUAGAAGAAGUGAUAACCUCAGAAAUGCUCAGCAAGCACCUGAACUUGUCCUAUCUUCAUCCUUUGGUCCAUUCUUCGGUUCCAGCCACACUUCUUGCUGUUCUGGGUGUACACAGACUUAGCAGCUCAGAUGUUAUUGCUGUAACAAAAGCAGUAGCUAAAGAGUUAGAACAAUCAAGCUCAAAAUGCAAUGCAUUCUCCUUGAAGAAUAUUGCAAAACUACUUGUGUGCUGCUAUCGAAGUUUGGAACAAGAAUACAACAUGUCCGAUCAUAUUUUAGAAGAACUUAAAUUAGUUCCCAUAAUUCCACUUGUAGAUGGACGAAUAUUGUCAGUGAAGGACCAAGCAGUUUUCUUUCCACUUGAUGAGUCUCAAGGUGCCAAAAAAGGAGUUCAGGAGCUCUACAAAGAUCUCAGCAUUGUAAAUCCUUUUAUGCUGGAGUGCCUGGAUCCUUUACAAAAUUCCCAAGUCAGAGAUUUGUUGAAAAAAUUGGAUGUGCACCAGCUAGAGCCUGAGAAAGUUAUUUUUGAACACAUCCGACCAGUUUUACUCAAUGAAGUAUGGAAGGUGAAGACUCCUGACAUUGUGAAAAGCUAUGCCAUUUUCCUGAAGCUGCACUGCCGCCAAGAAGAGCUUCUAAAAUUCAAGUCAUACCUUCCUGUAUUCACUAACAAAGACUUUGUCAGCCCAUCUGUUAACAAAGUGCACUUCACUAAAGAUUACAAGAACAUUGAUUUGCCUAGUAAACUGCCAGGUGUGGACUGGGUGCUUCUGGAUUCUUGUUAUGUUAACUUUGACAAUGAUGUUGAUGGAUGGAGGCGUUUUUUCAGUGUCUUUGGAGUAGAAGACUGUUUAAUUUUGAGGAAGGAAAAACGAAAGUUCACCAAAAAAGAACUGCUGUUUUUGGAGAUGGAUGGUGCUUCCAGUACGAAGGGAGCUUCAGGGCUUAGUAGCAGCUGCGGUGAGGUUUCUAAGCUUGUGGGACAGCUGUCUCAGUUGAUAGGCAUGCUUACACCUCUCUGCCAAUCGUUUGUGUCUCAAGCACGUUCCAUUCCUUGCAACCAGGAAGCUGGAGGGCUUCGUAUACCUAGGAGAGCAUUAUCGGAAGACGGAAUAGGGCUCUUGCCCUCUACCAGCUCUGUUACUAGUUCAUCUCAGCAGCGAGGAGAAUGCAGUGGGUUUCCCAAGGUUUUUCUCAGCAGCAAUGCGAACAGACUUAACCAGCGAGGAGGAAGGAGCAGGCCCGUGCGGUCAGGAGCUUUGCCAAUAAGAGGUGACUUUCCAAAUUCAACAGAAGCUAACAUUGACAAUUUAGAGCUCUUUAAUUCCAACGUAAAAGUGCUAGAAAAUGACUUGUAUAAGUUGCAGCGGAUGAUAUGGCAACGCAAACAUCUGGAAGCGUGCCUGCAUUACAAGCUUAUUCCACGUGGGAUGCGUAUUCUCUGUAUGCCCACAUACGGAGAUACGCACCCAACAUUACUCAAAAAAUGGCAAGAUAUAAAUAUUGAGGCUAGCCACAAGUACAUGCGGCUCCUAAUUGAUUAUUUUGAUCCACUUGAAAAGGAGCUACUAUCUAAAGUUAAUGACACUAACACUGAACUACGUGACAAUUUUCCUGAUCCUUUUUGUUUGCGGAAAUUAGAGAGCAUGUACUGUCAAGUCAAUACAUAUGCUAUGAAGCUUCAGCAAACUAAACUUAGGAAGCUUCAACGCGAUUUCAGAGACUUUUCAACGGGCGGCGUCUUUGUUUGGCCCAGGAGGUCUGAGAAUUACCAUAUAAGAGAAAACCCUGUUUCAAGUUUAGUGCCGUUGGAUCACACACUUACAGCAUCAAUUCCUAUUGGUCCAACGACAUCAGAACCUAUACCUGUUUCUCGUAAGGACGCAUUGCUUGAAUCAUUUACUACGCCACCUGAAACAUUUGCUUCUAUUGCUAGUACUGCCCUUAUCUCCACUCCGCUUCCAAAUCAAGAAGCAAACAAAGUUGCUAAAUCCUUGCAGCACAAUAUGGGAGCUAUUAUCGUGGUUUUGGAUUUGAAUUUGGAUUUAUUUCAGCGUAUUGACUUGUGUAUGAACUCUCUUUAUUAA